AUGAUUACUUAUUGUCCGACAUGUGCAAACAUGCUUUUAGUGGAGCUAACCGAAUACAGCAAAGAAUUACGGUAUUUCUGCCAAUGCUGUCCGUAUGUGUACAGCAUUGAUAAGAAGAUUUCUAAGAUGGCACCAUUAGCCCGCAAGCAAGUGGAUGAUGUACUUGGUGGCGAUGAUGCUUGGAAGAACGUUGCCAAGACUGAUGCCACGUGCUCCAAGUGCGCUUAUCAUCAAGCGUACUUUAUGGAGAUCCAGACGCGGUCAGCGGAUGAGCCGGCAACGCUGUUCUUCAAGUGUGUGCAAUGCGGUUACCGGUGGCGCGAGGGGUAG
Molecule: messenger RNA, 330 nt
Organism: Volvox carteri f. nagariensis
Lineage: Eukaryota; Viridiplantae; Chlorophyta; Chlorophyceae; Chlamydomonadales; Volvocaceae
Exons: 4
Coding region: 1-330 (109 amino acids)
Biological process (GO): termination of RNA polymerase III transcription; DNA-templated transcription
Cellular component (GO): RNA polymerase III complex
Molecular function (GO): zinc ion binding; DNA-directed RNA polymerase activity; nucleic acid binding
Source: RefSeq, a predicted model, not a curated record